This is a messenger RNA of Aspergillus sclerotioniger CBS 115572, 696 nucleotides long. Its product is annotated as dynactin subunit 5. The coding region runs from base 91 to 696 and encodes 201 amino acids. The transcript has 2 exons. The record is from RefSeq and is a predicted model, not a curated record. Lineage: Eukaryota; Fungi; Ascomycota; Eurotiomycetes; Eurotiales; Aspergillaceae.
CAGCUGUAACAUACCAGACACUCUUUCUCUACGGAGUAAUCUCCAGUCAGUCCCUCCCAAAUCCACCAAACCUAAGUCCUCAGGACCAAAAUGCCCCCCAAAGCGCCCAAGGGCGAAUAUAUUGAAACAGAUACAGGCAAUAAAAUCUCCCGCCGGUCCCUAAUCCAUGGAACCCAACACAUCAUUCUGGGUGGAAAGACCGUGAUUCAAGCCGAUGCCGUCAUCCGCGGCGAUCUCUACCGCUCCUCUUCCUCAUCCACCCCCACAGACCCCCAACAAGCGGCAGCAGCAACACCAAACAGCCCAUCCGUGGCCAUUACCGUCGGCCGAUACAGUUACAUCUCGCGACAGGCAAUUCUACGGCCCCCGUCGCGGCUACAUCGGGGCGUCUACUCGUUUUAUCCGCUCAAGAUCGGGGAUCAUGUCUUUGUAGGCGAGCGGGCGGUGGUGGAGGCCGCGACAGUGGGGAACCAUGUGCAUAUCGGGAAAGAUGCGGUGGUAGGGAGUAUGGCGAUUUUGAAGGACUUUGCGUAUGUGCUGGAUGGGGCGGUGGUGGCGCCAGGGAUGGUGGUUCCGAGUUGGUGUGUGGUGGGCGGGGCGCCGGCGAGGAUCGUGGGCGAGGUUGGGGAAGGGUAUGGGGUUGAGGGAGCUGAGGGGGGCAUGGCGAGAGAGAGGUACAGGUUGGUUGGAAGGUAG